Microbotryum saponariae is the source of this 225-nucleotide messenger RNA. The record is from the annotation of a GenBank genome assembly. NCBI's taxonomy places the organism in Eukaryota, Fungi, Basidiomycota, Microbotryomycetes, Microbotryales, Microbotryaceae.
AUGGUCGUGGCGAUACCACGUUGUGCGACCGAGACUCGCUGUGGUGAUGGCCCUGCGGGAGCUGCACUUGCGCUGACGCUUUCGCUCGUGUCUUAGUUCCUCAACAGCGAUGUUACAGGUGAAGAGCCCUCUGUUUCGAGCCCAUCUAUGACAAUCCCGGCCUCUAUUCGUGCAGGGUGGGAUGGUCGAGCGAUCAAGCUCCUAACCAGAAGCAUGACGUCAUAG